AUGCUGUCUGUCACCAUAGGUAAAGGAGACCCCAACAAGCUGCUGGACAGGAUGUCCUCAGAUGCCUUUUUCAUACAGAUCUACCAGGAAGAGCACAGGAAGAAACAUCCAGACUCUUCUAUCAAUCUCACCAAAUUCUCCAAGAAAUGUUCAGAGAGAUGGAAGACCAUGUCUGUAAAGGAAAAGUCGAAAUUUGAAGGUAUGGUAAAAAAUGACAAAGCUUGCUCACAGAUGAAAAAUUGUGUUUCUCCCAAAGGUGACAAGAAAGGAAAGAAAGAAGAUCCCAAUGCUCCUAAAAGGUCUCCGUCUGCUUUCUUAUUGUUUUGUUCUGAACAUCAUCCAAAGAUCAAAAGUGAACACUGUGUUUUAUCCAUUGGGGAUACUGCAAAAAAAUGGGGUGUAAUGUGGUCUGAACAGUCAGCCAAAGAAGGUAAGCAACUAUAUGACCUGAAAGCAGCUAAGCUAAAGGAGAAAUAUGAAAAGGAAAUUGCUGCAUUUCGUGCCAAGGGCAAAAGUGAAACAGGAAAGAGGGGCCUUGGGAGACCAACAGAUUCAAAGAAAAAUGAACCAGAGGAUGAGGAAGAGGAGGAAAAAGAUGAAGAGGAUGAUGAAGAAGAUGAAGAAUAAAUGACUAUCCUGUAAUGAUAUGUGUGGAGUGUGUG
Messenger RNA from Lynx canadensis (Canada lynx), 662 nucleotides. RefSeq names its product high mobility group protein B2-like. NCBI's taxonomy places the organism in Eukaryota, Metazoa, Chordata, Mammalia, Carnivora, Felidae. The record is from RefSeq and is a predicted model, not a curated record. Gene Ontology annotation, cellular component: nucleus. Gene Ontology annotation, biological process: regulation of transcription by RNA polymerase II. Gene Ontology annotation, molecular function: DNA binding, bending.